CGAGUUUCACCCUUUCCCAUGGCAUUGAGCAGCAUGCAGUUUAGCGUAGCUCAUAGUUUGUGUGAAAGGUUACUACAGGGUUAGGUCACAGACAUAAAGUACACACACUCACGCAAACACCCCGGGAGAAACUCCGGCGAACGAGACGGACCAGUGUUCCGCUGGAUUACCUAGUGGGCGUGCACCCCUCUCUUACCGCAGCCCAGUGUGUGUAGGCUUCUGCCGCGCUCAUUGAGCUUGCUAAUGGGAAUUUGUUACUACCUGCUUCCCAGUUGACAGCUCACAGAACCCGUAGCAUGGCUCAGGCGGUCACGGGCGGCUCUAUGGAAAGGGUGAUUCUGGAUGAUUGAGCGUUGUAUCCACCAUCCCUUGGGGAGGAAUAAUACAUUCUGUUGUUGCGGCAGUGAGUGGAUCUAUUCCCUAGUAUGUAACCUGUGGUUUGCGAUAGUGCCUCGGGCAUCGUGGACGCGCGGUGGAACGGAAUAAUCAAUAUUUGGACCGUUAUCUGAUUGACCAUCGUUAGUGCGCCGACAUGUCGAACCUGGUCAGGAGCAAGAAGGACAAGGAGAUAAUUGCAGAGUAUGAGAGCCAGGUGAAAGAUGUGCGUGCCCAGCUGGUGGAGCAGCAGCGGUGUUUGGAACAGCAGACAGAGAUGAGGGUGCAGCUGCUGCAGGACCUGCAGGACUUCUUCAGGAAGAAGGCUGAGAUCGAGACGGAGUACUCCAGGAACCUGGAGAAACUAGCAGAGCGGUUCAUGGCCAAGACACGCAGCACCAAGGACCACCAGCAGUACAAAAAGGACCAGAACUUACUGUCUCCAGUUAACUGCUGGUACCUGCUGCUGAACCAGGUGAGGAGGGAGAGUAAGGACCACGCCACACUCAGUGACCUCUACCUGAACAACGUCAUCACCCGCCUCACGCACAUCAGCGACGACUCCGCCCGCCUGCUCAAAAGAAGUAAAGAGAUCACCUUUCAGCUGCAGGAGGACUUGAUGAAGCUCCUUAAUGAACUCUACACCGUGAUGAAGACAUACCACAUGUACCAUGGGGAGACGCUGAACGCGGAGACCAAGCUGAGGGAUGCCGAACGUCAGGUCGGGGUUGGCAAAGUGGGGCCUGGCGGAGGGGUGGAGCCGCUAUUCGGCAUGCGUAUAGAGGAACGCCACCAGAGACGCAACGCCGCCCGCAAGAUGGAGAAGAUGAGGGAGAAGAGGAAGGCUAAGUACUCUGAGAACAAGCUGAAGUCUCUGAAGGCCAGGAACGAGUACCUUCUGACGAUGGAAGCCACCAACUCCUCUGUGUUCAAAUACUACAUCCACUACCUGCCCGAUAUCAUAGACUGUUGUGACCUGGGGUACCAUUCCAGUCUGAGUCGUGCGUUGAAGACCUACCUGUCUGCAGAGCUGAGUCUGGAGGCCUCCAGGCGGACAGGAUUGGAGGUACUGGAGGGGGCCGUAGAGGGCCUGGAUCCUGCCCGAGACAGGCAGCGCCUGCUGGGCCUCUACCCCACUGCCUUCUGCCCCCCGCCACGCUUCAGCUUCCAGCCCCACAUGGGGGACCCCGUGACCCAGAUAGCCGCCCAGCCACAGGUGCAGGCAGAGCUCACAUCUAGGCUGCAGCAGCUCCAGUCACGCCUCUCCACCCUGAAGAUAGAGAACGAGGAGGUGAAGAAGACGUCGGGGGCCACUCUCACCACCCUCCAGGACAUGUCAGUGCUGGAUGACUAUGACGUUUCCCAGAGUUUCACCCACAGUCCCUCUUCAGAGUCUGUCAAGUCCAGCGUGUCGGACGGCUACCUAAACAAACCCAGCCUCGCCAAGCGCCGUGCCAACCAACAGGAGACGGAGCUCUUCUACUUCACGAAGUUCCGUGAGUAUCUGGAGGGCAGUAAUCUGAUCUCCAAACUACAGGCCAAGCACGACCUGCUGAAGAAAGCCAUGGCCGAGGGGCAUAUAGCAGACACGCUGACCACCAGCCGUGGACGAAAGAACUCCCAUAGCAAUCACCAGGACUCGACUAAAGCCAUUCCUCUGCUGGUGGAGAGCUGCAUCCGUUACAUCAACCUCCAUGGUCUUCAGCACCAGGGCAUAUUCCGUGUGUCGGGGUCGCAGGUGGAGGUCAACGACAUCAAGAACUCAUUUGAGAGAGGUAACGACCCCCUGAUUGACGAGGAGAAUAACCAUGACAUCAACUCGGUGGCCGGUGUGCUGAAGCUCUACUUCCGGGGGCUGGAGAACCCCCUCUUUCCCAAGGAAAGGUUCAAUGACCUCAUUUCCUGUGUCCGUAUAGAGAGCCUGUAUGACAGAGCUCAGUGUAUUCGUAAGAUUCUACUGGGUGUUCCACGGGCGACUCUGGUCGUGAAUAGAUACCUGUUCGCCUUCCUCAACCACUUAUCCCAGUACAGCGAUGAGAACAUGAUGGAUGCUGGGAAUCUGGCCAUCGUCUUCGGCCCCACCCUGCUGCCCACGCCCGACGCCCUGGACCAGGUGGCCUGCCAGGCGCAUGUUAAUGAGGUCAUCAAGACGGUCAUCCUGCACCACGACAACAUCUUCCCCGACCCCCCGGAGCUGCCUGGGCCCAUCUAUGAGAAGUGCAUGACCGGAGACCAGUACUGCGAGAGUCCGUUCAGCGAGCCGGGUGGGGAGGCGGAGCCUGAUGGCGGCACAGAGACUCAGACCAGUGAGGAGGAGGGGGAAGCAGUAGAGGCAGUGGCCAGGUUUGACUAUACGGGCCGGUCGGGGCGGGAGCUCUCCUUUAAGAAGGGAGUGACCCUGCAGCUGUUCCAGCGUGCAUCACAUGACUGGUGGGAGGGGCGACUCAACGGCACCCAUGGCCUGGUGCCUCACCAGUACAUAACACUGAAGGACAGGCCUGACUCUGCAUCAACAGUGGACAGCGACAGUGGGAGCACUAGUAAUGAUGACAAGAGAGCCAGAAGUGAGCUGAGCUCUCCUACUGACAGACAUCCUGAGACCUACAACAGCAGCCACCGCAGGAAGCGGACUGACAUUUUCCGUCGCCCCCUCGGUCGCUCUAAAGACCAUGGUAACGGGAGUGUGUUGGAGAGGAACUCGCCGCCCGUCACUGGUCACUUCAGCCCGCGGGAGCUCCUUCUGGGGCGGGGCACUGGCUUAACCCCGCCUCUCGACAGCCCUGAGCGUCGUCGCCGUUCCACUGCCGCGGUAACGGUUACCGUGAGCCGCCACGAUUCACUGCGUCGGCCUGAAGACACGCCCAUCCGGCGCUCCAGCAGCGGGCAGCACGGCUUCAGCUCCAGAACCCUGGACCCAGACACACUGGCACAGGACAUAGAGGAGAGUGUGAGUGUGGCUCUGGGGCAGCUGAGGCGUGGGGGCUGCAGACCGGCUCCUGACGUGGUCCUGGACACUCUGGAGCAGGUUAAGAACAGCCCAAUCACUGCCUGCUCCUCCGAGUCGCCCAGCCCCCACAGCACCCCCUCCACCCCAGGGACUCCUGGUACCCCUAGUCCCCUCAGCCCUCUGAGCCCCCUCAUUCCCCUCCCUGGCCCCCUCCCGCACCCAUCCGAUCCACCAACCUCCCCCGACACCCUGGGCUCCUUCAAGCCCGUAGUGGGGGCUCCUCUCCGUAUGGGAGCCCCGCUUCGCCCCCCAGCCUUGAGGCCGAAACCCCUGGUGCCGCCCAAGAGCAACACCCCCCCUCUGCCCCCGCUGCUGGACAAGUCCUGCACCAUGUGAUGAGCCAAACCGGGCCAAAAUAAAGAGUGGGAGAACAGGGUACCUGCUUACUGUUUAGAAACCUGAACAAGGGUAGAAAGUGGUAGGACAGAUCUGAAACUAAAACGGUUUUUAUGUAGUAAUACAAAAUAAUAUAUGAUCUAUGAUAUGCCAUGAUAUUUAUGUGUGUCGUCAGGUUGGUGUGUACUCUCUUCUUGGUGUGUAGGAGUUAACGUUCUCCAUGUAUCAAAGCAUUUAUCAAAGGGUAGCUGUGUAAAAUGGGAAAGCUAAAGAAAGCAGAAACCCUAUCCUGUAAAAGAGAUGUAGUCACAGAUGUGUGGGAAGUGUAGUUCUCCUCCAGUGAAAUGUAGUUUCAGUGAUGUGAACGUUGACUAUGUAAUGACAAAAGGCUCCUCAGCUAAUGAAGGUCUAUCACCAAAAGGCUGCUGUGUUCUUAGUGUAUUUCGAUUGGCUGCUGCAUCUACGAGCGAUUUUCAUUGGCGACGCGAAAGAAAAGGACAAUGCGGAGUGAAGAUGUGCCUGAUGGGUAAAAGGAGGCUCACACAGAGUGGAAACAUAAGGGCGGAUGUCUGUGUGAUCUUUUUUUAAAUUAUUUUCUAUUUCACUUCGUUCCGCUGCUAAGCUCACUAAUGCCUCAACCGAAGCCUCUCGAGGCAUUGGUGACAAAACUCACAUUCUAUUUAACCAAUGUUCAGCUAUUUAAUGAAUGUUCCAGUAUUUAACGACUGUUCAGCUCUCUAUUGAAUGUUCAGUGGGCAAUAAUGUCACAGGGGCCGGCAGCGGCGUUAACCCUCACUACUAGAAAACCGCCUUCUCGUGUUCAACCGAUACACACACACAGGCCAGGUACACACACACACAGGCCAGGUACACACACACACACAGGCCAGGUACACACACACACAGGCCAGGUGAACACACACAGGCCAGGGGAAAAAUAGUUGAGGUACAGUGGUGGAGGGGGUUAGGAGUUUGUAGAGUACGUUUCCCUCGACCUGUGUGUGUGUGUGACUUCUUUCCCCUUACCCUGUUUGUCUGUGUGUGUUUCCUCUGCCUGCCCUCGUUCUGUUCCUUUGUAAGUGCGAUGGUGGAUAAAAUGAUGGAUUAUUCAUGUCUGCCUUUAGUAACAGAACAUGUGCAGGACAGGGGUGCGUGUUGCUGGCAGUUGGUGUGUGUGGGAAUAUGGUGUAUCUGGUUGUGUUAGACUGAAGUCACUAAAUAACCUUAAGUUCACAGUAAGCAAACAGGCUGUGGGGCUUUUGAGUGUAAAUGCCCAAAAUACACUUGGAACAGCAGCACACUGAAUGUGUCCUCUUUACUGGGUUGGGAACUGUUGCGUGUGUGUUUGAGCAGUACUGGGGAUGUGUGUCUUUAAGAAUGGGCUAUGGGCGUGCAUCGGUUUGUGUGUGUCAAUGUGAAAGUGCCUUUUUUUUUUACCCUCGUCUUUGUGGGGAGUUUAAUCCACUCGCGCAUGUCCCGAACAGAGAGCAGCACUUAGAAUGAAAUAAUCAAAGUGUUUAGGUAGAAGACUGAAUUAUGAAUCCUAGAGUUAAUCUAUUGUGACAUUGCACUUUGAUGUAUUGGAAAAAUUGUGUACUUGGCAUGUAGCAUUAUAACAUGUGAACAGGUGCAUUUUAAGGGACGUUGGUUUCUCUCUGAAUGUGUCUGAUAAUUAAAGGAAAUGGUUUAGUCUGUUGCUGUAUCUGAAACUCCUGAGCUUCCUAAAGACAAGCUCUUAUACCCAAGUGGAUAGUAUUGAUGUUGUAUUUAUAUUAUAAAUAAAAGGGAAGAAAUUAACAAGUG
This is a messenger RNA of Oncorhynchus tshawytscha (Chinook salmon), 5521 nucleotides long. RefSeq names its product SLIT-ROBO Rho GTPase-activating protein 1-like. Lineage: Eukaryota; Metazoa; Chordata; Actinopteri; Salmoniformes; Salmonidae. Gene Ontology annotation, cellular component: cytoplasm. The record is from RefSeq and is a predicted model, not a curated record. Gene Ontology annotation, biological process: signal transduction; negative regulation of cell migration. Gene Ontology annotation, molecular function: protein binding.